CAACUUGCAAAUUAGUCUAAGUCCAACUUAUUCUACUGAUAGUCCAAUAAGCAUGUGCUACAUGCAUCAUAUCAAUCCAUGAGAUCUAUUGAUCUUCCCCUGCAAUUGCCUUAGCCGAUUAUAUUAGGAUACAAGUUGUCUUAGCUGAGGUUAAGUGUAGGGCCAUAUUGAACAGCACUGUAUACACCAUCAUCGCGUGUAUAUAUAGCCACAUUAAAGUAGGCACCAAUCAAGUACACACUUCUGACAAACCUGGUUAACCACACUGCCACAAAGCCAGGUGAUCGUCUCCCUUAAUUAGCUUCCACUAAUCUUUCCACAACUAUCUAGCACCGAUUAAGAACAGCAGCUAUCUUAAUCAGGGAGCUUGAGAUCUUAAUUAGGAAAUAAGGAGAUCAUGAAGAACAGCAGCAACAAGAGGUCACUAGUUGCUGAUCAAUGGCAUCCUUCUUCUGUUUGCUGCGACCACCGGGCGGCGUUGAGGGAGAUAGCCAAGGGGCAGUCUCUGGUGACGCAGCUCCGGGCCAUCGUGUUGCCGGCGCUUCACUCCGACGAGCGAUGCGACCUCGCUGCUCAGAUGUUGGAGGGCAUCCUCGACUGCUCGAGGAAGGCCGUCUCUCAGCUGCAGCUUCUGCUCUCUUCUCCACAUGAUGAUGAUGAUCAUCAUCAUGUUGAUGACAAAAGGAGAGUUAGGAAGAUCAUUUCCUCUUCUGAUGAUGAUGAUCACUGCAGCAGCAAGGCAGCUGAGGAUGACAACGCCAAGCCUCUUCGCCAACACAAGAGAAGGAGGUUUGGUGAUUCGGUGUCGCUUGAAACUCCAGUGCCACACUACGAUGGCCACCAAUGGAGGAAAUACGGGCAGAAGCACAUCAACAACUCCAAACACCCAAGGAGCUACUACAGAUGCACCUACAGGCAGGAAGAGAAGUGCAAGGCAACAAAGACGGUGCAGCAGCGAGAAGACCUGCACCACGCCAACAGCUACAAUGGCGAUCACCCCAUCAUGUACACGGUUGUCUACUACGGCCAGCAUACCUGCUGCAAGGGCCCUGCGGCAUUAGCUGAUGAUCAUGUCGUCGUCGAAGCAUCACAGAUUAGCACCGACAGCCAUUGCCAGAGUCCGAGCAGCAGCAGCGAUCUGCAGGCUGCGGAAGUACACGCCGGUAACAGCAGCCAGUGCAGCAACAUCUCCGUCACAUGUUCACCAUCAGUCGUCGUUGAGGAUUGCAAUAAGCUUCUUGACAUGAUGCCAGCUGCUGAUGAACUGACCGCUGAUGUCUUGUUGUUCGACAUGACUGCAUAUGCACCUUUAGAUUUGGAUAUCAACUGGGAAAUGGAUACAAAUGCUCUGUGGGUUUGAAAAGGUUUUGUAAUUAAACUGAUCUAUCUGUAACACGUCAACAAACGAGUUAAAUUUAUCUAUACCCUUUUGCAAGUACUGAAAA
Oryza sativa Japonica Group (Japanese rice) is the source of this 1445-nucleotide messenger RNA. RefSeq names its product WRKY DNA-binding transcription factor 70. Gene Ontology annotation, molecular function: sequence-specific DNA binding; DNA-binding transcription factor activity. Gene Ontology annotation, biological process: regulation of DNA-templated transcription. NCBI's taxonomy places the organism in Eukaryota, Viridiplantae, Streptophyta, Magnoliopsida, Poales, Poaceae. The record is from RefSeq and is a predicted model, not a curated record.